Messenger RNA from Setaria italica (foxtail millet), 2292 nucleotides. Its product is annotated as WRKY transcription factor SUSIBA2. The record is from RefSeq and is a predicted model, not a curated record. Gene Ontology annotation, biological process: regulation of DNA-templated transcription. Gene Ontology annotation, molecular function: sequence-specific DNA binding; DNA-binding transcription factor activity. NCBI's taxonomy places the organism in Eukaryota, Viridiplantae, Streptophyta, Magnoliopsida, Poales, Poaceae. The transcript is spliced from 6 exons. Bases 69 to 1910 code for a protein of 613 amino acids.
CCUCACCUGUCUUGCCCUGUCUCGUCCUCUUCACUCAGACGGUCAGACCUCUCCACACUUUGGCUCCAAUGGCCGAUUCGCCAAACCCUAGCUCCGGGGACCUCCCCGCCGGCUCCGGGGGCUCGCCGGAGAAGCCGGUCCUGGCGGAUCGGCGCGUGGCGGCGCUCGCCGGCGCCGGCGCCGGGGCGAGGUACAAGGCGAUGUCUCCCGCGCGGCUGCCGAUCUCGCGGGAGCCAUGCCUCACCAUCCCCGCCGGGUUCAGCCCCGGCGCCCUCCUCGAGUCCCCCGUCCUCCUCAACAACUUCAAGGUUGAACCCUCUCCAACAACUGGUACUCUGAGCAUGGCUGCGAUCCUCAACAAGAGCACUCACUUGGACAUACUGCCUUCACCUAGGGAUAAAUCAGCUGGCAGUGGCCAUGAAGAUGGGGGUUCUCGGGAUUUUGAAUUCAAGCCUCAUCUCAAUUCUCAGUCAGUGGCUCCUGCUGUCAAUGAUCCAAAUCAUCGUGACACUUCUAUGCAAAACUAUACCUUAAACCAUGCCACAUCAUCUAGCAAUUUGAUGACUGAGAGUAAAUCUCUCUGCUCACGGGAGUCGACUCACACAGCACUUGUUUCAAGUGAUCCGAAACCUCUUGCAAUAGUUGGUCCAUCUGACAACAUGCCUGCAGAAGUUGGUACAUCAGAGAUGAAUCAAAUGAAUAGCUCUGAAAAUGCUGCCCAGGAGACACAGUCUGAAAAUGUAGCUGAAAAAUCAGCAGAGGAUGGCUAUAACUGGCGCAAAUAUGGACAGAAGCAUGUCAAGGGAAGUGAAAACCCUAGAAGUUAUUACAAGUGCACACAUCCUAACUGUGAAGUUAAAAAGCUUUUAGAGCGUUCGCUUGAUGGACAGAUUACUGAAGUUGUUUAUAAAGGGCGUCAUAAUCAUCCUAAGCCCCAGCCUAAUAGGAGGUUAGCUAAUGGUGCAGUUCCUUCAAGCCAGGGUGAAGAAAGAUAUGAUGGUGUGGCGCCUGUUGAAGACAAACCUUCAAAUAUUUAUUCCAACCUCUGUAAUCAAGUACAUUCAGCUGGCAUGCUUGAUCCUGUACCGGGUCCAGCUAGUGAUGAUGACGUUGAUGCUGGAGGCGGAAGACCCUACCCAGGGGAUGACACUAAUGAGGAUGAUGAUUUGGACUCGAAACGCAGGAAAAUGGAAUCCGCUGGAAUUGAUGCUGCUUUGAUGGGUAAACCAAAUCGCGAGCCCCGUGUUGUUGUACAAACUGUCAGUGAAGUUGAUAUAUUGGAUGAUGGGUAUCGCUGGCGCAAGUAUGGGCAGAAAGUAGUGAAAGGAAACCCCAAUCCACGGAGUUACUACAAAUGCACACAUAUGGGAUGCCCGGUCAGGAAGCAUGUUGAGAGAGCAUCACAUGACCCAAAGUCAGUGAUCACAACAUACGAAGGGAAACAUAACCAUGAAGUCCCAGCUUCCAGGAAUGCAAGCCAUGAAAUGUCCACAGCUCCCAUGAAGCCUGCUGUGCAUCCUAUUAACAGCAACAUGCCGGGCCUUGGUGGCAUGAUGAGAGCAUGCGAUGCAAGGGCCUUCACCAAUCAAUAUUCUCAGGCAGCCGAAAGUGACACCAUCAGUCUCGACCUCGGUGUUGGUAUCAGCCCGAACCACAGCGACGCAACAAACCAAAUGCAGCCUUCGGUUCCAGAACCAAUGCAGUAUCAAAUGCAACACAUGGCUCCUGUUUACAGUAGCAUGGGACUUCCAGGAAUGGCAGUGGCAACAGUACCUGGAAAUGCAGCUAGCAGUAUGUAUGGUUCCAGAGAAGAAAAAGGAAAUGAAGGGUUUACUUUCAAAGCUGCACCAUUGGAUCGUUCAGCUAACUUAUGUUACAGUAGUGCUGGUAACUUAGUGAUGGGUCCAUGAAUGUCUCUACUGAUGGUUAUACCUCCAUGAAUCACAUAUCACCGUCGUCAUGAAGAUCUCUUCAGAAGCUGCUUUACUGUGUAUCAUAAUUGAAUUGGAGGCGGUCAAAGGUAUACCUGGGAGCUGCAGCGAUUACACAGGAGGUCGUUUGCUGUUUGGAUGUACUCGCUGUAUGUGACGCUGCAGCUCAACAUUCGUUGUACAGCAAACCAGUUAUGAUUAAUUAGAUUAUGAUAAUUUGGCUAUGUAAACUUCUUUCUGUACUGGAAUAUGGGAUAGAACCAAAGAGCUAUCCGGUGGCAAAACCUUGUUAUCUUCUGCAUAUGAACGAUGCCAGUUUGAUAUUCAUAUGGAAUGAAAUAUAUCAUUUCAAUUAUGUUUA